Messenger RNA from Exophiala mesophila, 1809 nucleotides. Its product is annotated as kynureninase, variant. Gene Ontology annotation, biological process: NAD+ biosynthetic process. Gene Ontology annotation, molecular function: pyridoxal phosphate binding; kynureninase activity. Bases 148 to 1344 code for a protein of 398 amino acids. The transcript has 2 exons. Lineage: Eukaryota; Fungi; Ascomycota; Eurotiomycetes; Chaetothyriales; Herpotrichiellaceae. Gene Ontology annotation, cellular component: cytoplasm. The record is from RefSeq and is a predicted model, not a curated record.
AAAAACCAUCAGGUGUUGUUCCUUGUUAUUCUGGUAAUUUGAGGAUUUGAAUUGAGACCUGACAUCAAUUGGAUAACAAAACUGCUACUCGACUCGGACUAUCCAUACAAUUCUUUACAUCUACGACCAACACUACCACCUGCAAGAAUGGCACCAGGAAUUCUCGAAACCGAACAAACCAGGACGACCCAGCCGCCUCUGAACCCCUCCAGCAUGUCCAAGACAACAUUCCCUGAAAAUGGCGACACAGCAGAAUACGCACAAAGUCUAGACGCAUCCGAUCCUCUACGCGAAUACCGCAACAAAUUCCUCAUCCCGACAAAAUCAUCACUGAAAUCCACUGCUUUGUCCAAACCAGACCAUGAUUCGGACCACGACAAGGGUAUUUAUUUCUGUGGAAACUCACUAGGGUUGCAACCUCGGUGUAUGGCCAAGUAUAUCCAGGCUCAACUUGACACAUGGUCAUCGAUCAAUGUACACGGCCAUUUCCGUGAGUUGGAGAACUCGCCGAUUGUGCCGUGGCAGUCGUUGGCGGAGCGGGCGGCUGAGAAGUCUAGUCGACUUGUGGGCGCUCUGAAGGAAGAGGUGGCGAUUGAGAAUACCUUGAGUGUUAAUUUGCAUCUCUUGAUGGCUUCAUUUUAUCGUCCGUCUUCGACACGGAAUAAGAUUUUGCUUGAGUGGAAGGCGUUCCCUAGUGAUCAUUAUGCAAUUGAGUCACAUAUCGGCUGGCAUGGAUAUGAUGCAAAGGAAGCCAUGAUUUUGGUAGAGCCUGACCAGGACCACAUCAUCUCGACGGAAAAGAUCCUGGCCACGAUUGAUGAGCACGUUGAUGAGAUUGCCCUGGUUCUUCUUCCCGGUGUGCAAUACUAUACUGGCCAAGUCUUUGAUAUUGCGCGUAUCACCGAAUAUGCACAUUCGAAAGGUUUGACCAUCGGAUGGGAUCUCGCUCACGCGGCAGGAAACAUCCCACUCAAACUUCAUGACUGGAAUGUUGAUUUCGCCGCUUGGUGCACGUAUAAAUACAUGAAUGCCGGUCCUGGAGCCAUCGCCGGGCUCUUUGUGCAUGAGAGGCAUGGGAAGGUUGAGUAUCCAGAGGGAAGUGACAAACCUGUCUUCCGACAUCGAUUGACUGGAUGGUACGGUGGAGACAAAGCAUCUCGAUUUGAGAUGAACAAUAGUGAGUUAUGUCCCCAAGUUUGCAGAUCGUGCAUGUUUGUUGACAUGGUCAUUCACAGGGUUCAGACCGAUUCCAGGAGCAGGUGGCUUUCAGAUUUCGAACCCAUCAGCAAUCGAUCUUACCUCAUUAUGUGCAGCACUGUCAAUAUACGACGAGACAAGCAUUGAAGCGCUCCGAGAAAAGUCGUUGAAGCUGACGGCAUACUUGCAAUAUCUCCUUCUCAAGGACACAUCACUCAAUGACCAGGAUCGUCCUUACCGUAUCAUCACUCCACUGGAUCCAACAAAGCGUGGAGCACAACUGAGUGUGUUACUCAAACCGGGACUUCUCGAGAAAGUCAGCGGAGCAUUGAACGAGGCGGGUAUUGUGGCUGAUCAACGGAAGCCAGAUGUGAUUCGAGUGGCACCUGUGCCAUUGUACAACACAUUCUAUGAGGUCUGGACAUUUGUGCAAGUGCUGAAGCAGGCGACUGAAGCAUAGGAGAUGAUUUAGCGAGUUUAAAGUCAAGUUAUUGAUGAGAGAUGAGCAUGUCACUGAGGGAUAGAUACAUGACAAGUAGUGACACAUCAUUUGGAUGAUAUUAAACGCCAAGAACGCCAAGGCUAUGCCGAGGCAUGGCACCGGCAUUUCCG